This is a messenger RNA of Seriola dumerili (greater amberjack), 1757 nucleotides long. It is a transcript of the gene nus1, whose product is annotated as NUS1 dehydrodolichyl diphosphate synthase subunit. Gene Ontology annotation, molecular function: ditrans,polycis-polyprenyl diphosphate synthase [(2E,6E)-farnesyl diphosphate specific] activity. Gene Ontology annotation, cellular component: dehydrodolichyl diphosphate synthase complex; endoplasmic reticulum membrane. Lineage: Eukaryota; Metazoa; Chordata; Actinopteri; Carangiformes; Carangidae. The record is from RefSeq and is a predicted model, not a curated record. The transcript is spliced from 5 exons. The coding region runs from base 150 to 1025 and encodes 291 amino acids.
CAAGGAGAGAGGAAGAUGGCGACUGGCAGGGAGUUGUAGGCGCCGCUGAAACAGAUUUAGCAGGCAGAUAGGGCUUCAGAGUAACGCACCAGUGCUGCUCAUUUGACCGCCGUCCUUUAAGAGUUUAUACGACAGGAAUUAAUACGCUAAUGGCGCUGCUGUAUGGCUUGUUAUGGCGGUUCUUGCUGGUUGUUGUACACGUCAACAGAGCGCUCGUCUCCUGGCUCCGCGUCUGGCUUCGGAGCUGGAAGGACCGGUUGUGGGAGAGGGCGAUGGCGACAUUUCUGCUGCCGGUAGCCCUGGCUGGGUUCCCAGAUCAUCACAAGAAGUUAAAUCACAACCCCGAUGCUAACGCUAAUCCGGUAACUGAACACCACACUGCUGGUCACCGGUCACGGUGGUUAUCCGACGGCAGGUCCCUGGAGAAGCUGCCGGUCCACAUCGGCCUGUUGGUGGCGGAAGAAGAGCCUAGCUACACGGACAUAGCGAACUUGGUCGUCUGGUGUAUGGCUGUCGGUAUUUCUUAUGUCAGCGUCUAUGACAAUCACGGUAUUUUUCGAAAGAACAACUCCCGUCUGCUGGAAGAGAUUGUAAGGCAACAGCAGGAUUUGCUUGGUGUGGAUGGAUCCAAAUACAAUGUGGAGUUCCUGAGCAACAGCAGUGACAAACACCAGCACCAUGUGGUGUCCUGCAGGCCCACAGUGAAGGUGCUGUCUCCUGAGGAUGGGAAGCAGAGCAUCGUCCAGGCAGCACAGCAGCUCUGUCGCUCAGUGGAGAACAAAGAGAGGCGCUCCAAAGACAUCAGUGUCUCCAUGCUGGACAUACUACUCAGAGAGUCAAAGAAUAUCCCCGACCCUGAGCUGGUGCUGAAGUUUGGUCCUGUGAACAGCACGCUGGGCUUCCUCCCCUGGCACAUCAGACUCACUGAGUUCAUCUCCCUGCCGUCCCACAGAAACGUGUCCUAUGAGGACAUGCUGGGCGCCCUGCAACGGUAUGGCGUCUGUCAGCAGCGGCUCGGCCAGUGACGUUCAGGCCAGCUUCAGGUUCUUCAGAUGAGAAGAAAUGUGGGCUCCACACAGUCAGGGGAGAGUCUGGACAAGUGGUGCCCCCCCUGCACCUCACUGUGUUCCUCACUGCUCCUCUCCCCAGCUCUGUCUGUCUCCUGGAUCUCCACCAGACUAAGACAGCUCAAAGAUGAGGGAACCAGGAGAGCCAGCUCACUUCCUGCCACCAGCUCUUGUCUUAUAAUUAACUGACAUUCCACAGGACUAGUGGAACAUGCUUUCCAAGCCAAGAGAAAAUGGGACAUCAGAGACACACUGGCAUGAGAAGACUGUCUACAUAGACUCAGUGUUCCAUAAACCCUGUUCUGUCCUCUCAAAGCCUCUGGCUCUCUCUUUGUCUUUCAGUGUCCAGCUGCUGUUUACUGCUGAACACUUGCCUUCACUCAGCAGACAACAAAGAAGAAACAAGGCUUUGUGCCUGUCCUCGUGAGGCAUCCUGGGAAAUAUAGCUGCAUUUUAGGGAGAAGCUCAACCUCCAAGUCCACGUCAGCUGAGCAGCGGAGGCUGAGCUGAGGGACAGGCUGGUCAAUAUGUGUAAAUAUGAGAAAUCCAUCUGGCUCUGUGUUUGUCCCUGUGGCCUCCAGCUUGCAGUCGUGUGUUCAUGUGUAGUGUUGCUUCAGACACGUCCAGAGGUUUGUUUAAGGCUCCUGUUGGACUGACAAAGCUCUGAAAUAAAGACCAGCUCUGUCUGUC